Molecule: messenger RNA, 4922 nt
Organism: Liolophura sinensis
Lineage: Eukaryota; Metazoa; Mollusca; Polyplacophora; Chitonida; Chitonidae
Product: protein pygopus-like
Exons: 4
Coding region: 293-790 (165 amino acids)
Source: RefSeq, a predicted model, not a curated record
CCCGCUAAAUUCCGAGAAGCGGCGGAAGGGGAUGCUAAUGGCCCAACGGUAGAAGGUUCUGGCAGACCGUUGACGAGUCCAGCCCGCAAGAAAAGAAAAGGACCCCCGUCCAACAAGAUCCAACUUUGAUUUUGUCACAGGGGAAACCUGUUUGCCUGUUUCUGUCUAAAUGCUGUAGAACUAACAGUAACGCAUAUCAGACACUUGAGCGUGUAGGCCGGCCCUGGCUGUGUGCUUGAGUUCAGGCUUGGUUGUGCCUGGCACGACUCUCCACUCUCCCGGGGACUGUCCCAUGGCAUCGCCCAAAGACAUUUUAUCUUCCCCAGAUAAGCAGGCUAGCCCGAGUCUCCCAGAACUGAUUCCGCCUCAACCCAAUCCUGUACGGACCAACACUGUUGUGGCAGGGAACCCUUUUGACGACCAGCCCCCAAGUCUCACACCAUUAGUAGGAACCAUGCAGCAGACGAUGCCACCUAACAAAGCCCCUCACCAGUCUCCGACCGCCCACCCUAAUGCCGGUAAAGUCUACCCGCCUAACCAGCCCAUGGUGUUCAAUGCCUCCAACCCUAACGCUCCGCCAAUCAACCCUUGUGGGACCUGCCAUAAGGAGGUUCAUGAGAAUGACCAGGCCAUCUUCUGCGAGAGUGGCUGUAACUUCUGGUUCCAUCGCAUGUGCACUGGCCUGACGGAGAUGGCGUACACUAUGCUAACAGCUGAGGUCUACGCCGAGUGGGUCUGUGACAAAUGUCUCCUGUCAAAGAACAUCCCACUGGUCAAAAUGAAGCCAUGACAGCAGGUAGCCAGUCUCUUAAAUGACUUUUAACACAGACUGACUGGUGAUCAAGGUAUGUGGCCAGAGUUCUCGGACUGUUCGAAGCAUCAGGAAGACGAUGACAUAUGUAUUUUGUCUUUGUGUGCUGUGAAAUACCGUACUUCACCUAAAGUUUGGUGAGUCAAAAUGAACUUUAGUUGCGCAUAAAGGUCUUAAAAUGACACCAACACUUAAGUCUGUCUGAUUAGAAAUUAAUGAAACUGCACAAAAGGCAUUUAAGUGACUGUAUAGGGUGGAUUAAUCUAUCAGAAUUAAACAAAAUAUGCUACUAUAACAAAGCUAAACUUAAGGUGAAAUACAAUAAGUGUUUUUUUGUUUUUCUGAGAAAUGGAUUCUCCUUGUCCAACUGCAUUGCUUUGUAGAGUUGUAAAAUAUCUAUGUCAACAUGGCCAUUUUGUUUUAAAGUUGCCAAAGUACAUCUUUGUAUGAUCAGGGCCAAUUUCACAUAGCCAGUUUUGACAAAGUCAAAAUUUGAAAUAUGAUUUUAGAGCCUAAUUUUUAGCCCUGUUAAUUAAAAUGUGGACCCCUCCCCCUCCAUGUUAUCCUUAAAAAAAUGUGUCAAGAUCCAUAACCAAAAUCCAAGGAUUGGGAUCACUUUUGACAUAAGUCAGAAGUGUCCAUGUGGAAUUGGACCCUCAGUCCUAUUUUAGCUGGACUAAGGACAGGGCCACAGUCUGUUUUACCCCUUCAACAGAAAUCACCAAGAGGACUUUGUGUUGGCUCUGUUUACUCUUGAUUGUAGUUGACAAAUUUAGAUAUAUAUGAUUGUAUGUUUUAGUGUUAAUUAUCAGAAUAUAUUGGUGUAGAAGUUUAGUCCUAUUAGGUGCUGUAUGUACAUGGAACCAUUUCUCAAAACCCAGACACUCAGAUUUGUCUCCUCUGGCCAAACCAUGUGAUCAGAAAAGGUAGAGAAUGUGCAACCAGAAUUCUGUGUUAACCAGAAUGUACAUGUAUCUGUCUAUGAAUACAGUUUGAAGCUCCCAUUAACAUCCUUUGAAAGACACCUUAAAUAAUGAACAAUUAUAGCAAAAAUUCGUGUGAAAUCGUCAUGAUUUAUAGUAGGAUAUCAUUAUUGAUUGGACAUUUCACAUUUUAAACGUGUACAUAAGGACAAAUUUAAAGUGAUCUUUUAACAGGGGUUUGCCUAAACAUGGUGAGAAGUGCUGGCUGGCCUUUAAAUGCAGGCUUUCUUGGGGUACAUUUGGAUCCCAUCAGCAGUAAACCACUAGCAAUGCUCUAAGUUGCAACUCUUACAAGAUAUGUUGUGUUCAUGUUUUCUGGAAAACUAUGAACAUCAACUCGAAUCACUUCUGAGAUAAACAUAAAUUCAUCUGAUGAUCGUCUAAUCAGUAAAACACUACUAAGUUCUCUUACAAGAAAUGUUGCGUUUAUGUUUUCACUUCUGAAGUAAACAUUAAUUCAGCCAUUUUUUGUCGUCGUAUAAUCACUGUUUAAUAUUUAAGAAGAUUCAUUCAGAUUAAAGCGUAAUGGGCAGCCAUUUAUAAAAUGUACAUAACUCUGAGGUGGGAUUCAAAUAAAAAUCCAGAGGAAAUACAAUUACAGUGUACCUGUGAAUAUUACCACUUUUUAUCCGUUUUUGUUUGUUUGUUUUUCAUAUAUAUUAUUUUUAUUUUAGAUGACACCGCAAAAAGAUUGACUUUUAUAGGUUAGUUAUAGAUUAAUCAUGAAAAGUUUUUCAGAAUGACAAAAUAUAUCUGUCUCUUUAAUUCUAGCCUUAAAAAUAUAUUUAUAAAAAGGUUGUGUGAAAACAUACUUUUUGUUUUACUGUAAACGACAAACACUGAAGUCUGCAUCUGUUUUUUUUUUCUUUAUUAAAAAUUUACUCUCAAUUUAAGCAGUAUUUUUGUAGUGUCCACUGCAGAUUUGCAGUAGCUGCUGUCACACAUAAUGACCUCAAUAUCCUGACUGGGUCAGUCAUACCAAAGACAUUAAAAAGGGUACUUGUUGCCACACUUGGUGCUCAGCACUGGAAGGUUAAAGCAAGGAAACAGGACUGGUUGGCUCGGUGUCAGUAUAAUGUGGCCGGGUGGGGUGUCAUGUCUAGUGUCUGCAGCACAAUACUCUAGUGACGGCAGCACUGUCUCGCUCUGCCACAAGAAGACACGGUAUAUGUACAUGUACACAGACCUAAUGAGUCCUCCUUGUCAUGUGACUGAAAUAUUGUUAAGUACAAUGUAAAACCCAAGUGUACAGACACACAUGUAUAUUCCAUACCCUGGGGCACAGAUAUGGGUAUGGUCACCUGUUGUGGCUUGUCACCAUGCCAACUGUUCAUGAAGUAACAGCAGGUGAAAGUGAAAGCGAAACUGACAGCUCAGAUGACAUGUUGAUCAGACUAUCCAGCUUGUUGGUUCUCAUUAGCGGACGUUAGCUGACAUCUCUGUGGUAUCGCACCCACACUGAGCAUUAUAAGCUACCUACACAUAUACACAUGGGUACACAGACACAAAGGAAAUCUGCUGUAUCAGAAUGGCAACACCUGAGUAACAGGUGACCUAUAUGUAACUGGGCUUCCAUAUAAACAUCUAGUGAACAGGUGCGUGGAAACGUGGUCAGAUAAUCAUCCUUCAUGGCUUUGCCAGACUCAUGCCAAAGGAUUUUUAUGAUAUACAUGAUGGGACAUGCAUUCCUAAUCAUGUUCAUGUAGACCUACCGUACCCAUACGUAUUAUUACAAAAUCCUUAAUUCACCUUUUACUGGUUUACUGUUGUUGCCUUAUGUAGAAGAAAGUAGAUGGCUAUGAUGUUAAUGACACCUGACACCUGUGCCUCACCUCCAUGUAAACAAGCACAAUAUUUGUAUUUCAUGUUGCACAUGUAUAAGAUCCGUAAGUAGAUAUUUUUGCCUUAUCCGAAAUACAGUGUACUGCUAUCAUGCCAAUGACACUUUUCUCUACUGAAGGUUGAAAAGGCUAACAGAAAAUCACAGUUUCAGCAGUAACAUGAACAUGAACAUGUCAUUAUUCUAGAUCUAUUUUUGACUGCCAAAGUGUCAUUAAGCGCUAAUAAUUUAGUCCUACUCUUGCAGAAGUCUUGAUGAUUAUAUGCUGUUUGUACUGGAUAAAAACCAAUAAAAUGGUAAAUAUGUUAUGUCCUCAGUACAUACAUUUGUUUUGGUUUGUAUAAACCCCAAGAUGUUGUAAAUUACCUGAUUCUGUUCUCUAUUCCUUUACUUGCACAUGUAUUUUGUAUUAGAAAUGUCCAUUAAAUGGGCCACUGCCAGUGGAGCACACGUACUGAUGGGUUGUGUGUCAAAUCAAAGCCCAUGACCAACCAGAACAGAACGCUCUAUUUUUCUUUUUUUGCUGGGAGGUGGGGCGGGGGCAUGUUGUAAAACACAUAUUCAUAUGACUAGAGCCCUCAGGUUUUUGUAAAUAAUUAAAUUCAUAAAAAUAAUGUUAUUGCAUAAUAUUAUCAAACUUAAAACAUUAAUUAUGAAUUUCUAAUAGUGUGGAUUUGACAUGUAUGUGUAACACUCAUAUAUUUUACCUUUAUUGCUGUCCAUUUGCAAAUGUCUUGGAUAUUUGUAAAUCUGUUCUUGUUUCGUGAAAACAGAUUUUAUAUACAUUUUUACAAGAAUUUUUGUGAAAAAAUGUGAUCAUUUUAAAACAGCCCUCUUCCUUGACCCGCACACUUUUUACACUCUGACACCAAAACACUUCUGCAAAAAGUCUCCCUGUGUACUGCAUAUUUCCUGAUAUUUUUGUCCAUGUUAACAUUCAUUGAUCAUCAUCACGUAUAAUACCAAUAAUAUUAAAGCUGCCAAUCAUUCAGUUUGAUAUUGUCUCAUGAGAUAUCCAAUCAUGUUUAAUUCUGCAUAAAGAAGACUCAGCUUGACAAAACUGUAAAUGAAAUAUGAGUCAAAGCUGCAUGCAUGGAAGAUGAUACUUUUCAUAGAUACUUACAUAAUGUGUUUGUCAGGAUAUGAUUGGAGGUAAAAAUUCAAAGAUUUGAUACGUUCUAGAAAGGAGGUUGUUUGCCAUCUCUUCUGAAAAAUUUGUGUCAUUGUUAAAGUUUGCAUUUCAUUUGGGAAAUUUUUAUACUUGUAUUGUGAAUAAAAAGAUUUAAUG